AUGAGCUAUGCUACAUCGUUACCUGCUGCGACUACAGGUCAAGGCAACGUCCCUCCAGUAUGCCAGAACUGUACUACGUCUACAACACCUCUCUGGCGACGCGACGAGAUGGGAUCCGUCCUCUGCAAUGCAUGUGGCCUCUUCCUCAAGCUUCAUGGUACGCCUCGGCCUAUAUCCCUCAAAACAGAUGUAAUCAAGAGUCGCAAUCGUGUCAAAACCGCAGGUCAGGGGCAGAAGCGAAAGUCGCUGUUUGACGGUAACGGCUUGCCCACGUCUCAAUCAGAGGGUACUCCUCCUCCAAAUUAUCCAAAUUAUGCCAACAAUCAGCGAGUUGGCCACAAUUCUGGGUCCGACCGAUCAAAUUCUCCGGUCUCGCACAACGAAACCCCCGCUCAUCCUUCCAACAUCGCUCCUCAACAUGUCUUCGACGGUGUCUCGUCAGCGGAGCAUGCAUUCCAGUCUCCCGCAAUACCUGCGUUUCAGCUGCGUCAUCCUUCGCCAGGCUCCACGUCAUCUUUCAAUGACCGCAACUUAGAACCCCCACAGACAUACGAAGGGCUACUACAAGCGAAUACCUUUUUGAAGACGCGGGUGAGCGAGUUGGAGGUCAUCAACGACCUAUACAAGGGCACGGUCAAUCAGUAUGAACAAGGUGGCGCCCCACAAGCGGAGAUGCUUCCCAAAGACUCCGAGAGCCAGCUGCGUCAGUCUUUAGACCAGGCGCUGCACCGGGAAGAGGACUUGAAGCGCCAGGUUGACGAGCUUGAGCGUGAGGUUGCGGAAUUACGAGGCGAGCAGCCGGAAUCACGACCUGCCAAGAGAAGUCGCAUCUCAGACUCCUCGGAGUACCCAGAGCCGCCUCAAGCCUUCACCAACGGGUUGCACGCCUAA
Molecule: messenger RNA, 891 nt
Organism: Letharia columbiana
Lineage: Eukaryota; Fungi; Ascomycota; Lecanoromycetes; Lecanorales; Parmeliaceae
Exons: 3
Coding region: 1-891 (296 amino acids)
Biological process (GO): negative regulation of transcription by RNA polymerase II; positive regulation of transcription by RNA polymerase II
Molecular function (GO): DNA-binding transcription factor activity, RNA polymerase II-specific; zinc ion binding; RNA polymerase II cis-regulatory region sequence-specific DNA binding
Source: RefSeq, a predicted model, not a curated record